CUUCCUUCCUUCUCGUUGGCAGUUUUCGAUACUCUCUCACUUCCUCGUCCUUCUCCUACUUCCACUCUCUCUCACUCACUUCCAAGCUCCCCCUCCCCUGUUUUCUCUCCUCUUUCUCUCUCCUCCUCUCCAUUUAUGUGAAACCCUAGCGAACCAAACAACAACAACUAGAAGAAUUCAACAAUGGUGUACACGAUUUCUGGAAUUCGUCUUCCGUCUACUGUUCCGUCCAUUCAUAACAAAACGAGCUGUUUCCAUGGCGAUAUUCGGAGAAACUCCUCUUUCUCUCUCUUCCUCAACAACAAGUCUUCCGCCUCUCUUUCUCGGAAGAUUUAUGCUAAGAAGUCCUCCUAUGAUUCUGAUUCUCCUUCUGCAACAUUAGCGGACUCUCAAAAAAUACUUGUUCCCAGUGGUGAGGCUGAAGGUUCUCUGUCUGAUGAAAGCUUGACUUCUGAUCCGAAUCUGAAUGUCCCUGAGGGAUUCCAUGAUUUUGAUGUACAAACUAUGAAAGAAGGCAAAGAGAGUGAGGCUGACAAGCAUGGCUCUGUGGCUGCAACUCGUAGUGAAGAUAAAGAUGUGCAAAAUUUUGUCACCAGAAGAACAGUUCCUCCACCAGGGAAUGGGCAGAAAAUAUAUGAGAUAGAUCCACUUUUGAAAGAUCAUCGUACACAUCUUGAUUACCGCUAUUCAAUGUACAGAAAGUUACGUGAGGAAAUCAACAAGUAUGAAGGUGGCUUGGAGGAAUUCUCUCGUGGGUAUGAAAAGAUGGGUUUCAACCGCAGUGCUGAAGGGAUAACAUACAGGGAAUGGGCACCUGGAGCAAAGGCGGCAUCAUUGGUUGGAGACUUCAACAAUUGGAACUCUAACGCUGAUGUCAUGACUCGGAAUGAAUUUGGUGUUUGGGAGAUCUUUUUGCCUAAUAAUGCAGAUGGUUCACCAGCUAUCCCUCACGGCUCUCGGGUGAAGAUUCACAUGGAAACUCCUUCUGGAAUCAAAGACUCUAUCCCCGCUUGGAUCAAAUUUUCUGUACAGGCGCCAGGUGAAAUUCCAUACAAUGGGAUCUAUUAUGACCCACCAGAGGAGGAAAAAUACAUUUUCAAGCAUCCUCAACCAAAGAGACCAAAAUCACUAAGGAUUUAUGAGUCACAUAUUGGCAUGAGUAGUACGGAACCAGUCAUUAAUACAUAUGCAAACUUCAGAGAUGAUGUGCUUCCUCGAAUAAAAAGACUUGGUUAUAAUGCUGUUCAGAUAAUGGCUAUUCAGGAACAUUCAUAUUAUGCUAGCUUUGGGUAUCAUGUGACAAAUUUUUUUGCACCAAGCAGCCGCUUUGGUACUCCAGAAGAUCUCAAGUCCUUGAUAGAUAGAGCUCAUGAGCUUGGUAUAGUUGUCCUGAUGGAUAUUGUGCACAGCCAUGCUUCAAAUAACGUGCUAGAUGGGCUGAACAUGUUCGAUGGAACUGAUAGCCACUACUUUCACUCUGGAGCACGGGGUUAUCAUUGGAUGUGGGAUUCUCGUCUUUUCAAUUAUGGAAGUUGGGAAGUACUCAGGUAUCUUCUCUCUAAUGCAAGAUGGUGGCUUGAUGAAUAUAAAUUUGAUGGGUUUAGAUUUGAUGGUGUAACUUCGAUGAUGUACACACACCACGGGCUGCAGGUGUCAUUUACCGGAAAUUAUGAAGAGUAUUUCGGUUUUGCAACUGAUGUUGAUGCUGUUAAUUACCUGAUGCUAGUGAAUGACAUGAUACACGGGUUAUUCCCUGAGGCUAUAGCCAUUGGUGAAGAUGUUAGUGGAAUGCCAACUUUCUGUCUCCCGACGCAAGAUGGUGGUGUUGGUUUUGAUUACCGUCUCCAUAUGGCUAUUGCUGACAAGUGGAUAGAGCUUCUCCAAUUAAGAGAUGAAGAUUGGAGAAUGGGUGACAUCAUUCACACACUGACCAACCGAAGGUGGGAUGAGAACUGCAUAUCAUAUGCUGAAAGUCAUGACCAAGCUCUUGUUGGUGACAAAACGAUUGCAUUUUGGUUGAUGGACAAGGAUAUGUAUGAUUUUAUGGCUGUGGAUAGACCAUCAACUCCGCUCAUAGAUCGUGGGAUUGCAUUGCAUAAGAUGAUCAGACUUAUUACCAUGGGAUUGGGUGGAGAAGGAUAUCUCAAUUUCAUGGGAAACGAAUUUGGCCACCCAGAGUGGAUAGACUUUCCGCGAGGGGAUCAGCAUCUUCCAACUGGUAAAGUUGUCCCAGGAAACAAUAACAGCUAUGACAAAUGUCGGCGCAGAUUUGACUUGGGAGAUGCAAAUUAUCUUAGAUAUCGUGGACUGCAAGAAUUUGAUCAAGCUAUGCAGCAUCUGGAAGAAAAUUAUGGUUUCAUGACUUCAGAUCACCAGUAUAUAUCACGGAAAAGUGAAGAUGAUAGGAUAAUAGUCUUUGAAAGAGGGAACUUGGUUUUUGUUUUCAAUUUUCAUUGGUCGAAUAGCUACUUCGAUUACCAGGUUGGCUGCUUGAAGCCGGGGAAAUAUAAGAUUGUUUUGGAUUCAGAUGAUCCGUUGUUUGGCGGAUUCAACAGAAUUGACCACAGUGCCGAACACUUCACCUUUGAGGGAUGGUAUGACAAUCGGCCUCGGUCCUUCUUGGUAUAUGCUCCUUGUAGAGCAGCCGUAGUGUAUGCUCUAGUAGAAGAUGAAGCAGAAGCAGCUCAUGCUCUAGUAGAAGAAGAUUCAGAACCAGGUCAUGCUCUAGUAGAAGAUGAUCCAGAACCAGCUAUGCAGGCUCUACCAGUAAAAGACGAAACAAAACCAGCUGAAGAAUAAUGCUUCAUUUGCAGAUUAGUUAUCUCAGAAUAAUUUAGUGGGACUUGGGGAGGAGGAUCUUGUUUCUGUUGUGGCCAUUUCUGCAGAAGCAUACACUCCGAAUCACAUUUAGGGGCUAUAGUAGUUGUUGCGAGUCCAGUGGUAGACUUCUUCGUAAUGAACGAUUUAGGAGUAGGCAGAAGAAAAAUAAAAAAAAUCGUUGGAUUACGGACGAAAGCUGAUUCAUGCGCUUAUAAGCCGUGUGUGGAUGGUUAUGAUAUCCUUUUGUAAAUCGUGGUGAGGAUACAUUAAUUAAUAAAUAGGUCUAAGAAAUAUCUAUGCAAGGUAAUUCAUAUUCUUGA
Messenger RNA from Spinacia oleracea (spinach), 3140 nucleotides. Its product is annotated as 1,4-alpha-glucan-branching enzyme 2-2, chloroplastic/amyloplastic. Gene Ontology annotation, biological process: glycogen biosynthetic process; starch metabolic process. Lineage: Eukaryota; Viridiplantae; Streptophyta; Magnoliopsida; Caryophyllales; Amaranthaceae. The record is from RefSeq and is a predicted model, not a curated record. Gene Ontology annotation, molecular function: 1,4-alpha-glucan branching enzyme activity; cation binding; hydrolase activity, hydrolyzing O-glycosyl compounds. The transcript is spliced from 22 exons. Gene Ontology annotation, cellular component: cytoplasm. Bases 184 to 2799 code for a protein of 871 amino acids.